Molecule: messenger RNA, 426 nt
Organism: Dibothriocephalus latus
Lineage: Eukaryota; Metazoa; Platyhelminthes; Cestoda; Diphyllobothriidea; Diphyllobothriidae
Source: the annotation of a GenBank genome assembly
AUGAGUUCUGAUGACGCUGUCGCGGACGAACAGACUGCGAUUAUUCAACGGUCAUCCGCCAGUGGAGAUAUAUUUUCUCCGGAGAAAGACAUAUUUCUUCUUCCCUCGGUGGAGCAGAUGCAGAUGGACGUCGCUAACGCAACAUUUGAAUUACAGAAAGCAUACAUUCCUGGGAAAAAACAAGAUGAGACAAUAGACGGACUUGGUGUUGAAAAUCUGGAUUCACUGGUCGAAGAGGUACUUGAGUCGGGCGAUAAUUUACCGGAACUGCUGGAAUCAGAUAACACUGAAGAUCCUUCGCAAAGAACGCGAGAAGAAACGAUUUCUGAAGAACUGCUUAUAGAUGGGAAGCGAUAUCGACAUACAUAUCAACGAAGAGUCGUAUUGGAGCGUCAAAAGACUCGGGAGGUACGAAGGAUUUCCUAG